AUGAACAUACUGGGAAAUAGCCCCGAAUUAUCGAGGCAGGCCAGCCCGGCAUCCCGAGAUCACAACCCCCGAAAGCGCGGAAGGACGGCCUGCACUCGCUGCAAAGCAAGGAAGCAGAAGUGCGACAAUGAAUAUCCAACAUGCUCCAACUGUCAGAAGGCGGGGGUGGCGUGUGACAAGUCCAGUGUACGAGAAGACGCCGACCGUCAAAAUGAUUAUACCCGGGCGCUGGAAGAGCGUGUGUCGUUUUUGGAAAGGAAACUCGGCCAAACCGAUACAGGUCUAACAGACCCGGGGGCAUCUGGAGCCAAUUCCACAGCCUCGCUAUGGCCCUCUCAAGUCGAUCACACUACACCCCAGAUCACCACUCCUGGACUUGCAGGUGGGCUUGAUAAUAACCCGGUCGGAGAGAUUGUUGGUCUCCUCGCAUUAAGCUCUUCCGAGGCACCCGCCUAUGUAGGGGCAAGCUCAGGUCUCUCAUUAGCUGCUAAUUUGGGCGAAAUGGUUCAAACUAGCGUUUGGAAUCAAUUCAUUUCCAGAAUGAACCAGAAACCAGCCGGGACAUCGAUGAAAAACUCCCAGAAUCCAGCCGCUUCCCUGUCAGAUCAGUCGCAGCUUCAACAGCAGCCCAGUGGUGGCUGUACCAGUGCCCGAGAUCGGUGUACUACUAACGUUGAGCCCCCCAACGAUGAAAUAGGAAACAAAAUCCUUGAAACAUACUUUAUUAGGCUUCACUCCAGAUACCCAUUCUUGGACCGAAAGAGAACCUGGAGACUCCAUGAAGACCGAUGGCGCCUAGCAAAGACAAAACGCGAAGAUUUGACACAAUCUGAUCGAUUUACGAUAUUCAAACUGAAUUUGAUAUAUGCUAUUGGUUCGACUAUGCUUCAAUUCAGUGACAAUAAAAAAUAUGCUCACACGCCACCGGAGCGAUAUUAUACUACUGCUCUUCAAUAUGUGCCAACGAUGUGUGAUUCUAGGUCUCUUGAGAACAUUGAAGCUAUGGUUCUUCUUGUUGUUUAUCAUCUACGUACCGCAUCUAGUCAUGGAAUGUGGUAUAUGAUCGGGCUUGCAAUGCGCACAGCUAUCGACCUUGGCCUCCACCGAAAGGCAAAUGAGAUUAAUAUGGACCCAUUUUCCGCCCAAAUGCGACGAAGGCUCUUUUGGACGGUAUAUUAUCUGGAACGAGUUGUCUCAAUGUCUCUGGGCCGACCGUUCAGUAUAUCUGAUCGCCAUAUUGAUCUCGAUCUACCACGAGAUGUCGAUGAUGAUAUAGAGGACCCGACAUUGCUAGCAUCUCCGCAGAAUCUCACCCAUACAACCAAUCUUACCUUCGCAAUCUAUCUUUUCAAACUUCGCCGCAUCGACUCUCGCAUCCAGCAUAAGAUAUAUCGUGCCGACCGCCCCUUGUCUUCAUUAAGACCCAAAAUGAACCCUUUGUAUCUCGAGCUGGAAGAAUGGAAAGAAUCUGCCUUCCUACGAUUUAGCGGAGCUGAUCUUGAUUACCCCAUGUUACAUUACAACAGAGCAGUCCGGCUUUUGAUCCAGCCAUUUCUUCCACUUUUACCCAUAACUGACCCCUAUUAUCACAUCUGUCUACGCGCUGCCGGGGAUAUCUGCCAGUCUCACAAACGUCUUCACCAAACCUUAGAAUACGGUCAUUCAUUCUUAGCUGUGCAAACGGUUUUUAUGGCUGGAAUCACACUUCUCUAUGCAUUAUGGACCCAUACCGAACAAGUCUGGUCAGUAAGCAUGAGCAACGAUAUUCGUGCCUGCUCGACUGUUCUAUUUGUCAUGGGUGAAAGAGCAGCAUGGGUGAAAAAGUAUCGGGAUGCCUUUGAAUUACUUGUGAACGCUGCUAUGGAGAAAUUGCAAGGAAAUGAAACUGCCCGUAAUGCGGGAAUCGCCGAGUUGAUGACAGCCCAGCGUGGAGGAAUUUCUCUAGGGACCAGCAAUGCUUCUGACAUGCCCAGUGGAGAGAAGUUUCCAGCAGCGAACCCAACUGGCUUGGCCCCUGAAACUGCAGGCGGGGCUUACCCUCCUGACGAUACGGAUCAUGCUGUGCGCAUGGCAUUACAGCUCGCACCUUGGAUUGACCAGGAUCAGAGCGAUCCCUUGUGGAUGCCAGAUUUUGAGACAUUAGAGAAUUUGUCGGGGACAUUUUGGAGCCACGCUGACACUACUCUUUUUGAUGCUUUGUAG
Penicillium angulare is the source of this 2202-nucleotide messenger RNA. RefSeq names its product putative C6 transcription factor. NCBI's taxonomy places the organism in Eukaryota, Fungi, Ascomycota, Eurotiomycetes, Eurotiales, Aspergillaceae. The record is from RefSeq and is a predicted model, not a curated record. The transcript has 4 exons. Gene Ontology annotation, biological process: positive regulation of transcription by RNA polymerase II; DNA-templated transcription. Bases 1 to 2202 code for a protein of 733 amino acids. Gene Ontology annotation, molecular function: zinc ion binding; sequence-specific DNA binding; DNA-binding transcription factor activity, RNA polymerase II-specific.